CACACGGGUGGGUUCCGGGUGGUUUCGUCCCUCCUGAGUGAGCUGUUUCCUUUUUGGGUCGCUUAUUCGCAAAUCACCUGGUUUUGCUACUAUAUUUGGGGAAAUAACCCCAAUAUUUAUUCCAUUUAGGCAAGCAAGGCUAGCCUAGCCCCAGCCGGUGUCGGUCCAUCCGUACCCAAACAAACCCGUACCCAUACCAACCCGUACCCACUUUGGUCAACCCGUACUCAAAUUUAGGUCAAUCCGUACCCGCGUUGGUCAACCCGUACACACGUCAUUUUGGUCAACCCGUACCCAAAAGAUAUUUGUAUCUGUACGAUCUCGUGCAGUCUGUAAGAUUGUCGUUGCCGCUAAUAUUAAGGCUUUUGGAAUCAAGACCACCAACCAUGUCAGGAAUACACUUACUUAUGAUAAACCCGAAUGAUGGUUCGCAACUGGUACCAGAAGAUGUUUUCAGAUAUAAUGUACCUGAUAAAUUCCAGAUGGGCAAACAAAGACUGUCUGGAGAAGUCAUCGAAUGUUCAUUAAAGGAACUCACUGGUGUGGAUGAAACCUUUAUGAUCUGUCAAGUUUGUUCCGAAAUUAUCAGCGAACCAGUAACACUACCGUGUCUACACACAUUCUGUGACAAGUGCUUGAUCUUGUGUGUCUGCGAUUAUGGAAAGGUUUGUCCUCUGUGUAAACAGGAUUUUGAGUGCCCAGGUGCAGAUCUUGCUCUCCUCCCAAAGAACAGCUUUAUACAUCAUUACCUGACCAUUGCUAUAGCAGCACAGGAGAUCGAUACUGCGGCUUGCAAAAUCUGUUCACUCAUACCAGAUGACUACUGUCUCGAUUGUAGUGCCUAUUUGUGUGAACUUUGCUCAAUUGUUUGUCAUAAGAUGAAUGGGAAAGAUGGCCACGAUGUGAUGCGGUUAUUAAAAUACAAAAAAAUGAUAGGACAGAAGAGGCCUGAGUGUGUAGAUCACGAUGACUUAGCGACCAACUUCUGUGAUUCAUGCAAAGUGUUGGUCUGCAAGAAGUGCCUCAGAGAUGGCCAUAACCAGCAUAGUUUGGAAGAUGUUCAGUCUGGAAUCACCUACUUCAAAAUAACAACAAAUGGUCUGGUGAAACGAUAUCCAUAUGAAGAUAGUCUGUUGUAUUGGACAAGAAAGGCAAAGGGCUUACCACUGAAAGGUAAAGAGGACACAAAAAGACUUGAAGCUGCAUCGUCCAAACCCCCUGUGCAGAAGUGCUGCAAAAAGACAUUGUCAUUAGAAGAGAUUGAACAGCUUAAAAUUAAGCUGGCCAACAAUGCUCUGCCAUCACGUCUCUCCCCUGAUAAAACUGUAAGAAUAUCAACAUUCCAAACAGAAGAUAUGGACUGGGAAGUCUAUGUUCCAGUUGUCCCACCACCACCUCAAAGUGCCUCCAGAUUCCAACCUCCAAUUGAUGACGGUACCAAGAUAUUGGCAGAACUUCUCAAUAAGUCCGUAGUAGACAAACUGGGUGAUUCAAAGGAUAAAGAACAAGUUGAAACCAGCAAACCACAAGCAAUCAAAAUGCCCGAGUUCAGCGAUUCUCGUGAAAAACGAAUAAAUAAAUUUCACAAAUUUAUGAAGGCACUUGGGAAUGGGGAAUUUCCAGGUGUGGAGUCAUCAGAUGAGGAAAUGGAUCAAGACACAAGCUCGGAUAAAAUGUAUGAUGAGAAUGAAUGCAAACCGGAAAGUGACUGGAGUAAAAAGAAGUUGAGGUUAUAUGAUUACCCAUGGAGGAAAAACAGUACUGCACCUUUUGAUAAAUCCAUCAAGCACUACCCAUACUGCAAAGAUGAUUACGCAAAACCACCAAAACUUUCAAAACUAAAUUCCAGUGACAUCAAUUUCGAUGAUGUAGACUAGAAAAACAAAUGAAAGGUGUAAAAUUAUUUCAGAAUGUACUGGUGUUAGAAUUAGUAGUAAAGUUGAAGAUGAUUUAAUUGAAUCCAAUAUAAUUUUUUUAAUUAUUCACUUCUGAGGCGAAUUAUAUCAAGGUAUAAUAUUUGUGUACUGUACAGUAACCAAGCACAUAUGGGAAUUUGGAUGCAAUUUUAUAAAAUAAAUUCAAGACAUGAAGAAAAAUUUUAAAUUAACAUUAAUUGUAAACAGUAUUUUGAAUAUAAUUCAACAUUAUAAUUGAUAAUUUUUUUUUAAAUAUUUACAUUUUAAAGAUAAUAGUCAAUAGUUGGCACUUGUAUGUCAAUUUAUUUUAGUUGAUAUUUCAACAUGGGUAAUUAGGGAGCUUUUUGAUUUGAGAUAACAGUACAGUGGCGGAUACAGGAAUUUAAACUACUGUACAGUAGAGGAGGCCUGGGGAGGAACAUUCACAUGUAGAGGGUGUACACCACUUCAUGGCCACAUUAGUUGGGGCUGAGGUAAGAAAAUUUAUGAUUAUAGUACUUUAGUCUAGAUGGCCAGAAAUGGCAUUCUCAGACUUUUGGAAAAUAAAACUUUCUUUUAUUCUCACUUUUUUAUAACUUUGAAAAAUUUAAGGUGGAGGGAGGGACUUUUUUUUUGUCCAUUUUUUUAUGAGUUUAAAAAAUUGAAUCUGCCAUUGCAGUAAACCAUUAUGAUAUUUGAUGCUGCAGCUUCUUGUUCUUUAAUUCUACACAACUAUGGUUGGUCUUGUCUGAAUUCUGUUUGUUUUAGGAUGCCAUUGUUGCCCAAUCAAAAGCUCCCUAAUAGACCUAUCUGCUGACCCUAAUUUGUAACGUGCAAAAAUAGCAUGGUACCAUCUUUAUUUUAGUGUUUAUAUACUUUACUUCAAUAGAUAUACAGUACCAGGAGAUUAUAUAUCAAAUUGAUUGUUUUCCAUUGUAAAAUGUAUGCUUGCUUGUAUAGAAUAGAAGUACUGCAAUGUAAAGGUGAAUUUAUAAUGUGAGAUUUGGAAUGUUAACAAAUGCAAUUUAAGCAAACCUUUGGGAAUGUUACUACUUUUUUUGUAAUGUUAAUUUUAUACAAGCUCUUUGUAAAUUAUCAUUAAUUGGAAAAACACUCAACACCGUAAACAACACUAUAGAUACCUGUGCUUAUUCAAAAUUACGUAUGGAGAACUAGCAAUAUUUUUGGAUAUAAAUAAUAUGUAGAAACCUUUUUUCUUUUCCCCAAGUUAUUUUUGAAUUGGUUAAAAUAUAUUUAAUAUUUUAAAUACUUAAACUCUUUCAUCCUCAAACAAAUUGAACACUUGAAUUAUAAAAUAAAACUCUAAGUAUAAAUAAUAUGUAGGAACCAAUUUCAAAACCCAAGGAAAUAAACAUCACUGUUAAAAAAUAAUUAGAUUAUUCUUGGGAUAAAUGUACUGGUAUAUCUAAAUUUCAUACAGUACUGAUUAAAAUUGUAUUGAAAAUACAUUGAACCUUUUUUCUUUUCCCCAAGUUAUUUUUGUAUUGGUUAAAAUAUAUUUAAUACAGUAUUUUAAAUACUUAAACUCUUUCAUCCUCAAACAAAUUGAACACUUGAAUUAUAAAAUAAAACUCUAAGUAUAAAUAAUAUGUAUGAACCAAUUUCAAAACCCAAAGAAAUAAAACAUCACUGUUAAAAAAUAAUUAGAUUAUUCUUGGGAUAAAUGUAAGUCUGAUACAGUAUAUCUAAAUUUCAUACAGUACUGAUUAAAAUUGUAUUAAAAAUAUAUAUAUAUAUAACUUUUUUUCUUUUCCCCAAGUUAUUUUUAAAUUGGUUAAAUCCAAAUCCAGACACAAAAAAAAAACAAAUUGAAAAUAGUAUUUAAACUAAAUAAUGUAAAAAGUUGCUUCUCUUGUAUAUUUCAUGUUUAGCAUUUAAAUAAAAAUUAGAACAAAAACACAUACUGUUUUCACCAAUUCAUAACAAAGGUUGAAAUAAUAACAUGUUUAUAUUAUUUGCAUUCCCUUAAUUUCUGGCAGCAUGAAUUUAUGAAUUCUUAUAUAGACAUAUGAUUACUUUGGUAUAGUGAUACACCUCCAUUGGUGAUAAUGAUAAAUGUUUGAGAAAAAUUUAUGUCCCUAUCGGGUUUCGAACCCAGGGCCUUCCGAUUACCAUUCCGAUACUGCACCAACUGAGCUAUGAGUCCAAGUGGUGUACAGACUUGGAUUUUCCCAUUAGGACACCUUUAAUCUCAAGGUAUUGCUUAAUACGCAAUGAAUUAUAAAAAUCACAUGAUAGUAACUUUGGUAUGGAGAUACACCUGCCCUCCACUCCAAAAUAGACAUGUUAAGCUGUAAAUAAUUUUGAGAAUAAUUGAUAAAAGGUAAAUUUAAUUUUUGUUAUAUAUUAUGUUUAUAGUAUCAUUCUCUGUUUGAAUGACUUUAAAUUGAGUUUAAUAGGGAAUCAUGUUAUGAUGAGACCAGGCUUGUACAUUAGUCCUCUUGCAGCCUGACAGUGUUCAUAGUACAGCAGUUAGUAGUAUGGUUUGCCUUGCUGUGAAAAUGUUCUAACAAAACAAUACACAAUUUACAACUCAUUUACAAGUGUUCAUUGCUUUUAGCAUAAGUUAAUCUGAGUAAUGAAUAUACAGUUUACUCAAUGAAAAAUGUACAGGCAUUGGUGGCUCUACGAUUAAUAUAUGUAGUCAUAUUUUUGUAGCAUGUAGUACAAACCACUAAUAAAGACCAAUUUUAAAAGUUAGUUUCAACAAAUAAUAAAGAUGGCAGAGAAAAUGUCAAACGACCAUGAAUAAAUACUGAACAAACCCUAGUUAGAACCAUAAAACAGGAUAAUAAUAUGGGUAGGCUCCCCUUAGGCAUGACACAGUCUUUGUAAGGGGUGGAGUCCACUUGAUAAAGUAAAUGAGCAUAUAAACAAUAGCACCUUUAUAUAAGAAAUGUAAAGUGGGCAUAAAUUACCAUAGUAGUAGUAAUUAGCAUCUUUGCACCUAUUGUAUUAGAAAUCAAAUACCGUACUGUACAGUAUUAUGAGAGUUACUUUAUUGUUAAUUUAUGUAAGGGCACAUAGAAAAAAAUUGUUAGUUUUUCUUUUUUCUUUAAAAAACAAUAAAAUUAAACCAGUGAUAAUCUAAUAACUUUUUCUAUGUGUCCUAAAAUACAAUUAUAUAUAAUUUGAUUGAUACACAGUUAAAACAACCAAAACUUAAAACUCGUUGUCAGAAAUUAUUAGCAGUGGUUAUCACACUGGCUGGUUGUGGACAGAAUAUGAGAGAUAGCUGGUACCGGUUUACUGGGUAGCUCAGACAUGAAGAGACCCUUAAGGGAGCAGCAAGUUAUUGUAUAUGCUAGCCCACACUUUGAGCGCUUUGAGAGAUCGGUAUAAGCGCUAUAUAAAAUCGACCUGCAUUACAUUACAGUAAACGUCUGUUUUACGAACGACUUGUUAAAUCGAUGACGUCAUCACCAAUAAUACAGUAGUCCAAUUUUUUAAAAUAAUAAAGCAUUAUUCUACAGAAA
Molecule: messenger RNA, 5392 nt
Organism: Anneissia japonica
Lineage: Eukaryota; Metazoa; Echinodermata; Crinoidea; Comatulida; Comatulidae
Product: tripartite motif-containing protein 42-like
Exons: 3
Coding region: 387-1877 (496 amino acids)
Biological process (GO): positive regulation of DNA-templated transcription
Cellular component (GO): nucleoplasm; chromatin
Molecular function (GO): ubiquitin-protein transferase activity; zinc ion binding
Source: RefSeq, a predicted model, not a curated record